UACCAAUCUGCUUCAUGAAGAACACGUUCAUUGGAAGCUCCAAGCACCGAUCGAAAAUCAGCAGUAGCUCUUCCGUCCUUCCCCCAGUUUCAUCAUGAUGGCCGAGAGCACCGAUUCCGUCUACGAUUUUGCCUUUGCCCCGAAGAAGAAAGUGGCCACCUACGGGAAAGGAGGGAGGCGGAGGACGGAGACGACAACGAGGCCGGCGACUCUCAAAUACUCGGAAUCAGCGCCGGCCGUUCCGUCAUCCUUCGCCGAGUCACACACAACAUUGCCCGACCCCCCUCGAUUGUCGACGCGCGCUACCGGCACGGCUAAUGCCAGGCGACAGACGACCCGCAAACCGGGGCCUGAGGCGCGCCAGAAACCGGCGGAGGAGGCCCACAGCCAGCCACUUCCCGACCCGUACGACGUCGACCCUUACGACAUUGACUCGCUGGCCGACGAGACUACCAGGACAAAAAAGAGGAGGGUUACGCGGGAGUCUUCCGAUAAGGGAAAGUUUACCGGUCCUUACUCAACGCCGGAUUCAUCCCCUUCAGGCGCUCGGUCGCCUGUUCCGAUGAGCGAGGAGGAAAUCCCGAGAUCGGCACCGGAUGCUAGCCCAUCUACCGCGUCGCGACGGAGCACACCUGAGCGGGAUGUUGAUAUGAAGGAUGACGCGCCCACUUCAAUGCCAUUCUCUGCGAAAACCACCCGCAAGUUGAAAAACCUCAGCGUCAGCUCCAAAAGCUCGGGAUUGAAGAAGCAGCAGAUCCCCAUCCGUCUUUCUGCCCCUGCUCCAAAGCCUGCUCCAAAACCUACAAAUAAGAACCCAUCACGCCCGGCCGAUGGCACUUCGAGCCAGGGACCCACUGCUCAGCCAGUCCGAAAAAGGCGCUUGAUUGAUACUUUGGCGGCGCAAGUUCAAGACGAGAUUAGUUCAUCUGAGGAUGAAACAUCGUCACACGAGUCAGAGAUUCUCGGUUCCCAAUCGCCAACACACUUCCAGGCCUCCCCGCCGCCUCCACCAACGGUUUUGGCCCAGCCGAACACGCUACCACGCCCCGUCUUAGCGACCAAGAAGACCGGCCCAAAAUUUACAUACACCCAGCAGCGGUCCAUGUUAGCUGAUGAGGACCCGCUAUUGGGAAGCGGUGGGCUUGGUGACAUUGGCGAUGGGCGGGCAGGAGGUGCGCUCUUUAACCUUGGGCGUCUUACCAAAAGCUCGACCAUAAAUACGUUUUCGUACCUUGAUGAAGACGACGAGACGGGCAACACCGGCGCCGUUCGAAGCAUUCACGAGUUGAGGCAGGCUGGUGCAAACAGCCGCUUCGCCGAUGAGAUGGACGACAUUCUAGAUAGAGUCGGCCUGCCGUCAGCCAAACCCUCUUCUCUACGGAGGGGCGCCUUGCUCGAGCUUGCUCAAAAAAUGAAGCACAAAGACUUCCGCCAGCAGUUUCGCAACCAUAGCGACGGAGGAAGCCUGUUCCGGUCGCUCGCAGAUGAAACGGACCUGAUCUCUGGAUAUGCAAUUUUGGCCAUAGUCAACACCCUUCUCGCCGCUACCACGUCGGCCCAUCUAAUCCAACAGCUUCGCUCGCAGGGCCUUGCUGCACUUGUGGGCAAGCUUCUUGACAAUGCAACCGACAUUGGGCAGCUCAUGAAGGACAGGAAACAGAAUGUCUCCCGAAACGGUCAGCUUACCAUCACGGACAUCAAAUCCUCGCUUCUGGGGCUUCCCGUCUGGGAACCUUUCUCUCCUACAUCACUGUCGCCGCGGACCCUAGCACUAAAAUGUCUCGACCUCCUUAUGCGGCAGCGCACCCACGCGUCUGUCGAGGAUGACGUGCUCUCUCAGGCAGUCACAGACCACUUGUUUUCGAUCCUCGCCGACAGCAUUUCCAACCCCGCUUUCUGGGACAUGUCCAAUCAAAAAGAAUCCGGGGACUUUUACCUGGCGCUCCAUGUACUAGAGGGCCACUCGGUCAGCGCGAUGCAGUCUCGGCUCGGUUCUGUGUGGACGAAACAGCAUGCCCCCGUCGUCGCCGAGGUUCUCGAAACAGCGCUGGGGCGGCCAGCCGACCAACUUGGCGACCUCGAGAAUCUCACUCUGAAGCUGGCUCUCAACAUCACGAACCACAAUGAGGAGGCUUCUCGACUAUUUGUCGAACAGGGGUUGCUUCAGCGCCUUGCAGAGUCGGCAUGCGGCGCGUUCGAGAUGGUUAUGAAGUCGAUGAAAGCGGAUUCAUUCAUGUCCAAGGUCCUAGAGUCUCUCAUCAUGAUGUUGGGAGCGAUGAUUAAUUUCUGUGUGUAUUAUCCGCCUGCCUCGAGCAGCCUCGAGGAACGAGGGGACGGCACAGGGUCGCCCCUUAACCGUCUCAUUCGGGUCUUUGCAGACAACCACUCGAAGACAGCUGACGCGGACUCGAUGGAAAAGACCCAGCUCAACGUUGCCUUGGGCUACCUCUCGGUUCUCCUCGGGUAUCUCUCCCUAACCACCUCGAUCAGGGAGCGUUUUGUUUCGGUUCACCCCAAAAAGAACAUGCAACCACUCCUCGAUUCGAUCAAUGAGUUCAUCACCUUCCAUCGCAAGGUUGCAGAAGCUCAGGGUGAUGAGGGAAUGAAGCAGGAGUCGGGGUCCUUGGCUCGUCUCCAAGAUCUAGCGAACCAACUGGCGGGGCUGCGAUGAAACGGCCUCUGCCCACCGCUCCC
Chaetomium fimeti is the source of this 2694-nucleotide messenger RNA. RefSeq names its product wings apart-like protein regulation of heterochromatin-domain-containing protein. Bases 95 to 2671 code for a protein of 858 amino acids. NCBI's taxonomy places the organism in Eukaryota, Fungi, Ascomycota, Sordariomycetes, Sordariales, Chaetomiaceae. The record is from RefSeq and is a predicted model, not a curated record. The transcript has 2 exons.